Molecule: messenger RNA, 3561 nt
Organism: Soboliphyme baturini
Lineage: Eukaryota; Metazoa; Nematoda; Enoplea; Dioctophymatida; Soboliphymatidae
Source: the annotation of a GenBank genome assembly
AUGGAAGAGUUGACCGGUGGCGGCGCUUUUGUCCCUAUCGAUUGCGGUGAGCAUCCGCUGUCUGCAUUUGCAGUCGUGUCUUUAACAGUCGACGGACAGAAGGUCGCUUCUUUUAUCCACUACUGGUACAUCAGACUAUGCCAGCUAUUAGGUCAAGAAACGGAGGACGACAAACUUCGCCUGUCUCCUUUCCAGCUUUAUCGUCAAGUGAUGAACCAUAUUCUUCCGUCGUACUAUGCUCGAAGUUCGGUUCAGUCAGACGGAAAUUUUGUCAAGACAACGAUUAACGUUACGAAGUCUAUUCUGCGCAAGUUUCUGCUCGUUCGGUUCGACGAAGAUGCGUCGUUGAAGGAGCAGUUGAGGCUGACGAGCAAUGACACGAUCGUAGAGUGCAACGCCGACCGAAUGUUUGGCAUAAACCGCAGCUAUGCGCAACUGCUACGUUGGCUGCACUACGUCGACCGUCAAGGACGUGACACGACGCUAUUGAGUCGCUUGUUUCACUUGAACAUCUUCAGAUGUGACAGCACAGAGCGUUGGUUCGGCGCCAACCUCAAUGGCGUGGUUUUGAUGGAGUUGAGACGGGAAUUGUUUGCCGGUGCCGAUGAUGUCAAGGACUCUGUGUCUGACGGAAUAUUACCCACUAUCGAAGUGCCGCUUGCGAGCGCUGUUGUCGACACUGACGAUGCAAACGACAUUACUGAAGCGGGCCCAGUGUCCUCGCAGGACAAAUUCCUGGCUUUGUGGAGAGACUCGUCGCAUAGCGCAUUCUACUGUCACGAUAUGAUGUAUCACCUCGAUCUUCUUCCGCUGCAGAAUUCGUUUGCGCCACUGGCCGUCUCGUAUCAAAUGCCAAUUUUGGCCGGAGAGACCCUCUACCCUUCCGUCGAGCAUUACGUGGCCGCUCAGUACUUCAGGGACGUUCAGCGAUUGGACGCGGCUCGUGGCAUAACGUUGAUCACGAACCGAUUCAAACUGCGAGAGUUCGUUGCACAGGUGACUCACGACGUUUCGAGUGAACAAGUGCAGCAGUGGAGGAAAAAUAGAAUGUAUCUGGCGCUGAAAGCUGCCGUUGAACUGAAGUUUGCCCAGUAUCCAGAACUGAAUGAUUUGCUCAUGUUGACUGGCAUUCGUACGUUGAUUGAAGUUGACCCGGGCGACACCGACUGGAGCAUAGGCAUGAGUUGGAUGACAUUGCGCAGCUGGAUGGCUACCGAAAAAGUGAAUCCUUUGAUGCUGUUGUUUUGGUUUCUUCAUCCGGAUGAUAAGCCCGGCAUUGUUGGCCUGAACUAUGGCGGCCGGCUUUUGAUGGAAAUGAGGCAGCGGCUAUUGGAAGAAAGAAAUUACGGAAAGAAAAAGGCGAUGAACGAACGAGAAUCGUUGAAAUGUCCAAUUUGUUACACGCAAACGGUCGAAGGUGCACCGUCGCUACCUUGGACUGACCAGAUAGUGGUUUUGCACCGAACCAACCCGUUGGCUUUUUCCUACCCGAGCGCCUUUAUGUUAGAAGGCGAGAUGUAUUACAGCGUCGAGCAUUAUGUGAGACGGAAGAUUUUGGAACAUUUCGAAUUCGGUGACGAUGCCGAAGAAGUUCACAAUGACGAUGCUGCGUCCAGUCGCCGGGACUGUCAGGAGUUUGACCCUUACACAGACUGCACUGAUUUUCUGUGGGACAGGCGUUGGCACGGGUUUUACGAGAAGUCGGUUUGGCCGAAGAAAGAUAAGCUUCAGGAAUGGGUCGAGAAGUACGGCUUGGAGUUGUAUGAACGUGCAUUGAAGGGAAAAUUUACACAGAACCGGUUUUGCCAAGAAUUGCUAAUCAACACUGGUGACGCUCUGUUGGUGGAGAUCCGUGCCAGCACCGGAAAUGACGAUGAGAAAGGGAGGAAGAAAGCGAGAUCGGCUCCCAAGCUUCUGAGCAGUUCUUGGCAGAACGGCGCAGAGGUCGUCAGGCUGCCUCGCCUCGGCAAGAACCUGCUCGGUCUACUACUGAUGAAGGUAAGGUUUUUGUUGAGGAACCAGGAUGCGCUGAAGCAAGCGUCGUUCGAGACAUCUUUUGCAGCCAGUCUGUCCGUUGUUUCUCUGUUCAUGCCUAAACUGAACAACUGCUUCGGACUGCUGUACGAAGACGGGUUCUCGCCGGUCGACUGUCACUUCUCACCACUCAGUCCUCACUACUUCGCGCCAUUCAGCGUCGAUAGCGUUUCAUUUCCGACCGUCGAGCAUUUCUUGUGGUAUUCGCUGUUUACCGGUCACGUUCCUAAAUACCAGGCUCAUUAUCGGUUCAUAAAGUGCCUGUUGGAAUGCCAGAAUACGCAUCUCCUACCGCAGCUGGUUUACGCGUACGUGUCAGACAAGUUUGAUCGAGAGGUGACCAAUGAGCUGAUGAUCUUCGCCGAUCUCCAGCUUCAAAGUUUCUAUGAAAUCGGCACUAGGGCAAAGUUCAUGCAGAACGACCACCUUCUUCCGGCCCUGUUCGAACGGUUCGACGUACCGUUCUUCGUUGGUGAUCCGAAGAACAGCGAGACGGCGCGCUUCCGUUCGACGGUCGCACUCGAAGGCUGGAUGAAGAAGUGGCAGUUUUCAUUGAAGAACGUUCUCUACUGGUGGCUGCAUCCGUUAUUCAAGCCUAGCGGCUUUGUGACGAACGCCGCCGGCAUGGCAUUGAUGGUGGUACGCAGCGAGCUGAUCCAAAAGCACGGCGUAGUGUGGUCAGACGUUUCUUCAGACGACAAGUGCAACGCGUUUGAGGGUCUGUCGAAUUUCACCGUUCCUCCUAAUCGGUUAUUUGUGUUCGACAGCAGCCACCCGUUCAGUCCAACAUUCAUCGCUCCGUUCCGUGUGUUCAACGAGGAGUUCAGAUCGGUCGUGCAUUUCUACUGGUCGAGAGGUCUGAAGGCGAUCGGCGUUGAUCAGGAGACGGCCGCUUACCUACUCAGCUUGCCUCCCGAACGGUGCAACUCUGAGUGCCUAAAAGUCGCUGCCACGAACAACAUAGGGUUUCGGCAUUGGCAGAACCGCGAGAUGAAGAGCGUGAUGCUGAAAGGACUGAAGCUGAAGUUCGACCGCGCCGAGACGCUGCGUAGGAUGCUGCUGUCCACUGAGGGUAUGCUUCUGGUGUACGGCGACGUUGACGCCGUCCUCGGCGUCGGUAUGACCCCUCCUCAGUUAGACGUUUUCUGUAGACAAGUGGGUGUCGACGCCUGCCUCCUCAAAAUGUGGCUAUGCAACGGCGGCGAUGGUUGCGCCGCGUGCGUCGGACAAAAUUUCUGCGGCCUUUGCCUGAUGGAACUGAGACAGCAGCUCUGUGAACAGCCGUCGUUCGACGUUCGAUCAGUCACCUGCUCCGCUUUCAUUUCGCCGAAAAACAUCAUCACUCUGGAUGCCACCCCGAAGCAGGUUGUACCUUCUUUUUUUGCAUUGCCACAUACUUUGGAAAAUUGCCUGGUUCUGAUUGGAAUUCUGCCUGUUAUCUUUCGAAGGUUGAUAAAUCAGUUUUUCUUGACCAGAUACCACGAGAUUAAACUUACAGCGGUUAACUCGCUGUUUAUGUUGCCAUAA